Molecule: messenger RNA, 2241 nt
Organism: Lampris incognitus (smalleye Pacific opah)
Lineage: Eukaryota; Metazoa; Chordata; Actinopteri; Lampriformes; Lampridae
Gene: map2k5
Product: mitogen-activated protein kinase kinase 5
Exons: 22
Coding region: 309-1658 (449 amino acids)
Biological process (GO): protein phosphorylation
Molecular function (GO): protein kinase activity; protein binding; ATP binding
Source: RefSeq, a predicted model, not a curated record
CCGAAAUUGCCUUGCUUGUCAAUUAUGCCGGUUUUCAUUACUUAAAGCUCGUUUUCAUCACUUUGAGCUUUGCACUGUAGAAUCAUCGGUUGCUCUUGGUUUAUAAAACAUUGUAAUAUCUGUGCUUUUUUUCGGUAAAAAUGGACGUAACUGAUUGUUUACAUCUGUACUCAGUCUGAACCGGAGUCUGUAUACGACUGGACGUGAACAGGAUGCUCCAAGUAUCACUAGCAGGCUACUGCAGGAAGUUAGCCUGCUAGCCUAAUUAGCAUGCCAAGUCUGAUUAUGACUGUCAAUGUCCCCCUGUUAUGCUUUUACUUGUCUUAAACAACGUCUGUACAAUGGACCCCGAAGGAAUAGUGAUCCGCAUCAAAACGCCGGCUGGGGACAUGGAUUCCUCCGUCGACUAUCCAUCCCAGUUAAACUUCAAUGACUUACUGGUUGCUAUCAGAGAUGUCAUGCCUGAGGCCACUAUCACUGCCUUUGAAUAUGAAGAUGAGGUUGGUGAUAGAAUCACCGUAAGAAGUGAUGAAGAACUCAAAGCUAUGUUGUCAUAUUACUGUAACACAAUGAAUGAGCAACGGAUGAAUGGACUCUUCCCUGACCCUCUCCAGAUAUUUCCAAGAGCCGGCAAGACUCCAGGGAUCCGGAACAUACAUGGCCUGAAGGUGAACACCAGGCCCAGCCCCACCAAUGACUGUGCCCAUGCUGCUACAGAUACCAUGGCCAACAACAGCCUGAAGAAGUCAUCUGCUGAGCUGAAGAGGAUCUUGACAAAUGGACAGAUCAAUGCCCAGGAUAUCCACUAUCAAGAGCAACUUGGACAUGGAAAUGGAGGCACAGUGUACAAAGCAUGCCAUCUUCUUGGCAAGCGGGUUUUGGCAGUUAAGGUUAUCCCUCUGGAUAUCACAGUUGAGCUGCAAAAGCAGAUAAUGUCAGAGCUAGAGAUUCUCUAUAAGUGUGAUUCACCCUACAUCAUCACUUUCUACAGUGCCUUUUUUGUGGAGAACAGGAUAUCCAUAUGCACAGAAUUUAUGGAUGGUGGUUCUCUGGACGUGUACCGGAGGAUUCCAGAGCAUGUGCUGGGCAGGAUUGCAGUGGCAGUAGUGAAAGGCCUGACAUAUCUGUGGAGCCUGAAGAUACUUCACAGAGAUGUCAAGCCCUCCAAUAUGUUGGUGAACACCCGAGGACAAGUCAAGCUCUGCGACUUUGGUGUCAGCACACAGUUGGUGAAUUCUAUUGCCAAAACAUAUGUGGGAACUAAUGCUUACAUGGCGCCAGAAAGGAUAUCAGGGGAGCAGUAUGGUAUCCACGCGGAUGUCUGGAGUGUGGGAAUCUCUUUCAUGGAGUUGGCACUAGGCAUGUUCCCCUAUCCACAGAUUCAGAAAAACCAAGGAUCCUUAAUGCCUCUCCAGUUACUGCAAUGCAUCGUUGAUGAGGACCCUCCCGUCCUUCCCGUGGGCCAGUUCAGUGAGAAGUUCGUUCACUUCAUCACUCAAUGUAUGAGGCGGCACCCCAAAGAGAGGCCUGCUCCUAAUAACCUAAUGGAUCAUUCCUUCAUCAUGCAGUAUAAUGAUGGCAAUGCGGAGGUGGUGUCAAUGUGGGUUUGCCACUGUCUGGAGGAAAGGAGGGCACAGCAGGCCCAGGGACACAUGUGACCUCCCUUCAACUUUUGACCCUGACCCUUGAGAGCUCACCAAGGAUUUGAAGGUCAAUUAUGUCCAUAUGCACUGUACCACUGAAUUAAUGUGGACUGACAAAAAAAGUGGACACUUUUCAAUGGUUUAUGGUCUGUGAGGGAUUGGUAACCUCAAAGCACUCUUAAGCCAUGGCAGUGGAGACGUUGCAUCUUUGAUGCUGGGAUCAGAUGAGACGGUUAUUGGAAUAUUCUCUCGCUGCCCUCACUGUCAGACAGGAUUCAGCAUGUCCUUCCGAUGGCCUUCUCAAACCUGAAUUUGUCUCCAUAUUGUUUGGAGAUGCUCUGGGUGUGUGCGGUGCGUACUCCUGUCUGAUUUUGGCGAUAGCCCUGACUGAAAGGAUGUGUGUAAAGGAAUGACCUUAAAACAUGAAAUUGCUUUACAUGGGCAAACAAGUGUUUUCCCAGAUUACCCUGUUGCGCUUUAUCGUCCGCUGUCUCUCUCGUCAAUGUUUUUUCCUAUGUGUAACUGCCUUUCUCUGUGCCUGUUUUUCCAACGAUGUAUUUUAUUACCUCAUUUAAAAUUGCCACAGUUAUUUCUAGGA